This is a messenger RNA of Tetranychus urticae (two-spotted spider mite), 2857 nucleotides long. RefSeq names its product sodium-dependent nutrient amino acid transporter 1. The record is from RefSeq and is a predicted model, not a curated record. Gene Ontology annotation, molecular function: amino acid:sodium symporter activity; L-amino acid transmembrane transporter activity. NCBI's taxonomy places the organism in Eukaryota, Metazoa, Arthropoda, Arachnida, Trombidiformes, Tetranychidae. Gene Ontology annotation, biological process: nitrogen compound transport; amino acid import across plasma membrane; sodium ion transmembrane transport. Gene Ontology annotation, cellular component: plasma membrane.
AAUUGGCCUUUUAUUAUUAUCAUUAUUUAACUCACAGUUCUGGAUGAAACAGAUAUCAUGUUAUAUCAAUAACUUCAAUCUUCAUUUCAUCGUCAUCUUCCAACUCUAUAGCCAAACAUCUCUCAUUAAUCUUCAUUUAACUUGUUGCUUCUCAACCCCAUCAUUAAAUCAUCAUCAUCUUCUCAUCUUUUCUCCCUGUUGAUUGUUACAAUUGUAUUUAGUUUUUUCGUAACCAGUGAUCAUUGACAAUUAACCAGAAAAAAAGCAACAUUCAAAAUAUACACUUUUGUGUCACUCCAACAUUAACCAGUAACUUAACCAGUAACAGUGAAAACAGUAGCCGAUAACUUAUAACAAGUCAAUGCAACAACACUAACCGUCAUCUCUAAUUGUUACAUUAACCAACAACAGUGUUUUACCUGAAUUUAAUUGUAUCUUUAUUAACUAUCCAUUGUUGCAGCAAUUUGACUUCAAUAACAAGCAAUCAACGGCUCUAUUUAUUAAAAUAGCGAUUCUUUUUUCACCAAAGAAUACCUUUUGCCUCCAUUUUUGUUUUGAUUCACACGCUUUUACACUUUUAGUCAUUUGUUUUUGCUUAACCUGUUAAUCGGUGAUUUUAGUUGUUGAUACAAAUCAAUUGUUAACAGGAUUGUUCAUUAAAUUGUAGUCUUGAGUCGUGAUGACAAUUGAAACCAACCCUGGAACCAAAGUUACCAAAAAUGGACCUUACAUCAACAAUAAUUCAAAUAUUGAUCAAAUGAAAAUGGUUCCUCAAAAUGGUGACCAACCAGCCAGUAAGGAGGAACCCGAACGUGGUCAAUGGGGUCGAGGGUUUGAAUUUUUACUUUCAUGUGUUUCCCUGUCUGUUGGACUCGGUAAUGUUUGGAGGUUUCCUUAUGUUGCUUAUACAAAUGGUGGAGGAGCAUUUCUGAUUCCAUAUUUAAUCUUGUUAUUUUUCAUUGGAAGACCUUUGUAUUAUAUGGAACUGGUUUUGGGUCAAUUUUCUGGUUGUGGUCCGAUCAAAGUGUGGAGAGUUGUUCCAGCAUUUAAAGGGAUUGGAUUUGCCCAAAUGACUAGUUGCUCCUAUGUAACUGUUUUUUACAAUUAUUUAAUGGCAUUAACGUUGUACUAUUUUUUUGCAUCCUUUGCAUCACCUUUACCUUGGACAGUUUGCGAUCCUAGUACUCAUUGGUCAGCCUCUCUAUGCAGCAAUUCAACCAUUUCUCAAAACAAUUCAUUUCUUCUUCCAGAAAAAUAUUUCAAUAAGGAAGUGUUGCAUCUUUCAAGCGGACUUGAAGAGAUAACUUGGUUUAAUUGGAGGAUUGCUGGCUGUCUCUUGCUUUCUUGGACUCUGGUAUUUCUUAGCUUGAUUAACGGUAUCCAAUCUUUGGGAAAGGUUGCCUAUUUCACGGCUAUUUUCCCUUAUGUGGUUCUCAUAGCUCUUUUAAUUGCUUCAUUAUUGGUUGAUGGAGCAGUUGAUGGUAUAAUUUAUUUUUUUAAACCUCAAUGGCAUCGUCUAUGGGAUCCUUUGGUCUGGUACAAUGCUGUACUUCAAUCCUUUUUCUCGCUCGGUGUUUGUGCUGGGGCACUUCUCAUGUAUUCAAGUUACAACAAUUUCCGUAAAGAUGUUUACAAAGAUGUAAUCAUUAUCAGUGUUUUAGACACUUUCACGAGUAUUUUAGCUGGUUGUGUGAUUUUCGCUGUUCUUGGAUCAAUGGCUAAAAGUCAAGGAGUUGAUGUUAGUGAAGUCGCUAAAUCUGAUGGAACUGGACUUGCAUUUAUUGCGUAUCCACAAGCUUUAGGACAGUUUACUUUUUGGCCUAACCUUUGGUCAAUAUCCUUUUUUGUGAUGCUUUUUACUCUUGGAAUUGGAAGCAGUGUAGCUCAAGUUGAAACAACAAUCACAUGUUUGAAAGAUCAAUCCAAAUUUUUGAUGAAACACAAAACAUGGACAGCAUUUGGAGUUUGUUUCAUCUACUUUCUAUUAGGGCUUCCUUUAGCUACUGAUGGUGGAAUGUACAUCAUGAAACUUCUGGAAGAGUUUGGUGUAGGAAUAAGUGCCUUUCUUUACGGUAUUCUGCAGGCUAUCGGAAUAACAUGGAUUUACGGUUAUCAAAGGUUUGCGAAUGACAUUAAAUUCAUGCUUGGAAGGCCAGUUAGCUUCUUUUGGCGAUUAACAUGGUCAAUACUAACACCAAUUCUAUUAGGGUGCAUCUUCCUCUAUGGCAAUUACAUGGCUGCUGUAACACAAAACCACUCGGAUCCACUCAGAAAAGGAAUCCCUGUUUGGGGUGAAUUAUUGGGUUGGACGUUAGCUGGAUUAGCGCUCAUUCAAAUUCCUCUUUGGAUGGUUAUAACCAUUUGUCAGCAAUCAGGAGAUAUGAAACAGAAAAUAAAGAACGCAUUCAGUCCGACCAGAAACUGGGGACCAAGAGAUCCAGUGCACUUCGAAGAAUGGUUAAAAUAUAAAAGUUCAUUGAAGCAACCCAAAAAUAGGAUUUGCCAAGUGAAUGCUGGUUUUGUCAUGGACAAUUACAGUACAAGCGAUAAACAAGUCUGAUUAACUAAACCAAUCGCCUCAUCGAAUCAUUCCUUGUAAAAAGAUAACUAAAAUUCAUCGCACAUUAACCAUCAUCUUAAUCAACUUGUCCUUUUAUUAUUUCCAUUAAGCAUUAUUCAACUCGAUUUCUUAUUGAAAUUUUUCGCCUCCUCAAAUGUUCCAAUAAUAUUAUUACUUGAAAAACUUGGAAAGUGCCAGUUUUAGCGUUAAAAUUCCUAUAAUUGUAACAAAUCUGUAAAAUGUUUACAAAACAAAAAUUGAAUAAUAAAUUAACAACAUUGAAACCAAUCAUCUUGA